CACUCCUACAGCAGGAGAAGGAUAAACCCCACACUGUCGGGAUAAACUAGUCUUUAAGAGAAAUAUUUGCCUUCAGACAGCCUUAUUUUUUAUUUUCUCCUUACCAGACAAUGUUUGUGUCUCUCUGAAAUCAUAGCGUUUCAGUGGAAAUGUCGCCCUGGUGAUUUUUCAUUUACAUGUCAUUGUGUAAAUCCUGUAAAAAACUCAUUUUCAGACUAUUUUUCCUCAUUUUCCUGUGAUUGCCGUGAGUCGUUCUCCUCCAGACGCAUGUUGCUGUGAUUUGUCCCGACCAGCCUACAUAUAGAGGACCGACGACACACGGGCUAACCCACCGUGAUGGAUAAUGCUCAUACUAAGACAGUGGAGGAGGUUCUGAGCUUCUGCAAUGUGAACGAGUCCACAGGUUUGAGCUGUGAGCAGCUGAAGAAGAACAGGGAGAAAUGGGGACCCAACGAACUACCAGCUGAAGAAGGUAAAUCUCUUUGGGAGCUUGUCCUAGAGCAGUUUGAGGAUCUCUUGGUUCGCAUCUUGCUGCUGGCUGCGUGCAUUUCCUUUACUCUGGCUUGGUUCGAAGAAGGGGAGGGAACGAUCACUGCCUUUGUCGAACCUUUUGUCAUCCUCCUCAUCCUCAUCGCCAAUGCUAUUGUAGGAGUCUGGCAGGAGCGCAAUGCAGAAAAUGCUAUCGAGGCUCUUAAGGAGUAUGAGCCUGAGAUGGGCAAGGUGUAUCGACAGGACAAGAAGAGCGUCCAGAAUAUCAGAGCACGAGAAAUUGUCCCUGGAGACAUUGUGGAAGUUGCAGUUGGUGAUAAGGUUCCAGCUGACAUCAGGCUGACUUCCAUCCGUUCCACCACUCUGAGGGUGGACCAGUCCAUUCUGACGGGGGAGUCAGUGUCAGUCCUCAAACACACAGACCCUGUACCAGACCCCCGAGCUGUCAACCAGGACAAGAAGAACAUGCUCUUCUCUGGUACAAACAUUGCAGCAGGGCGAGCUGUUGGUGUUGUCGUGGCGACAGGGGUGCAGACAGAGAUUGGGAAGAUUCGAGAUGAGAUGGCCUCCACUGAUCCUGAGAGGACUCCAUUGCAGCAGAAACUCGACCAGUUUGGAGAGCAGCUGUCUAAGGUUAUCACUUUGAUCUGUGUGGCAGUGUGGGCCAUCAAUGUAGGACAUUUCAAUGACCCAGUGCAUGGAGGCAGCUGGCUGAGAGGAGCCGUUUACUACUUCAAGAUUGCUGUUGCACUGGCUGUUGCUGCCAUACCAGAAGGCCUCCCUGCAGUCAUUACUACCUGCCUGGCACUGGGCACCAGGAGGAUGGCCAGGAAAAACGCCAUCGUCCGCAGCCUGCCAUCAGUGGAAACGCUGGGUUGUACCUCCGUUAUCUGCUCUGACAAAACAGGAACACUGACCACCAACCAGAUGUCAGUCUGCAGGAUAUUUGUAGUGGACAGUGUGUCAGGGGAGCAAUGCAGCCUGAACGAGUUCACAGUGACUGGAUCUACUUACGCCCCUGAAGGGGAAGUUUUCAAAAAUGGCUUAUUGGUCAAGUGCAGUCAGUACGAAGGCCUGGUGGAGAUGGCCUCCAUCUGUGCACUGUGUAAUGACUCAUCACUGGACUACAAUGAAGCAAAGGGAGCGUUUGAGAAGGUUGGGGAGGCAACGGAGACUGCCCUCUGCUGCCUGGUGGAGAAAAUGAACGUCUUUGACACUGACUUGAGAAGACUGAGUCCUGUCGAGAGAGCUACAGCGUGCUGCUCUGUGAUUAAGCAGCUGAUGAGGAAGGAGUUAACACUGGAAUUCUCUAGAGACAGAAAGUCCAUGUCUGUCUUCUGUUCAGCCAAUAAACUCACCAGGUCUACCUCUGGAAACAAGAUGUUUGUGAAGGGAGCUCCAGAGAGUGUGCUGGAGCGUUGUACUCAUAUCCGGGUCAGCGGUUCUGCUCGUGUGCCUUUAAGCCCGGCAGUUCGAGAGCAGAUCCUGUCCACUGUGCGGGAGUGGGGGUCAGGCCGGGACACACUACGUUGCCUUGCUAUGGCAACCCGGGACACGCCCCCAGAAAUCCAUUGUCUCAACCUGGAGAACUCAGCUACCUUUGCUGAAUAUGAGGCGGACCUGACCUUUGUAGGCUGUGUGGGCAUGUUGGACCCCCCCAGGAAAGAGGUGCUAAGCGCAGUCCGAAUGUGUCGGCAGGCUGGCAUACGAGUCAUCAUGAUCACAGGUGACAACAAAGGGACAGCCCUGUCUAUCUGUCGGAGGGUGGGGAUCAUCACGGAGCAGGAAGAGGAGCAGGAGGGUGUUGGGGGAGGCCUGACAGGACGGGAGUUUGACGAGCUGCCCCCCCACCUGCAACGUCAGGCCUGCCAGAGAGUACGGUGCUUCGCCAGGGUGGAGCCAGCACACAAGAGUCGUAUAGUGGAGUAUCUCCAGGGCCUGGAUGAGAUCACUGCCAUGACAGGUGACGGGGUGAAUGAUGCACCAGCGCUGAAGAAAGCUGAGAUCGGCAUCGCUAUGGGCAGCGGCACAGCCGUAGCCAAAUCAGCCUCUGAGAUGAUCCUGGCUGAUGACAACUUCUCCACUAUUGUGGCAGCUGUGGAGGAAGGCAGAGCCAUUUACAACAACAUGAAACAGUUCAUCAGAUACCUGAUAUCAUCCAACAUAGGAGAGGUGGUCUGUAUUUUCCUGACAGCUGCUCUUGGCAUGCCUGAAGCAUUGAUCCCAGUCCAGCUGUUAUGGGUCAACCUGGUCACUGAUGGUUUCCCAGCAACAGCUUUGGGCUUCAACCCUCCUGACCUGGACAUCAUGUCCCGCCCUCCUCGCUCCCCCAAAGAGCCUCUCAUCUCCAGCUGGUUGUUUUGUCGCUACCUCAUCAUUGGAUGUUAUGUGGGGGCAGCCACGGUUGGAGCUGCUGCCUGGUGGUUUAUGGCAGCCCAUGAUGGACCUAAACUUUCCUACUAUCAGCUGUCCCACUACCUGCAGUGCACUGAAGGCCAUGUUGAGUUUGCUGGUGUGCAGUGCUCAGUCUUUGAGUCUCCGUAUCCCAUGACUAUGGCUCUGUCUGUCCUGGUUACCAUAGAGAUGUGCAACGCCUUGAACAGUCUUUCAGAGAACCAGUCCCUGCUGAAAAUGCCUCCCUGGUCAAACCCAUGGCUGGUGGGGGCCAUCUGUCUGUCCAUGGCCUUACACUUUCUUAUUCUUUAUGUUGACCCACUGCCGGUGGUAUUCCAGAUACGCCCUCUGUCAUGGCCUCAGUGGGUGGUGGUGUUAAAGAUGUCACUUCCUGUCAUUUUCAUGGACGAGGCCCUCAAGUUCCUGGCACGCAACUAUAUUGAGCCGGGAAACCAGACAUUGGAAGAGGAAGAGGAGCUACAGGCAUCAAGGGCUAAUGCGGGAUUGUUCAGUGUCAUGAGCACAAGGCUACACCAGUCAUUGAGGGGUGUGUCCUGGUCCUUCGUCCUGAUCUCGACUCCACUAGUGAUCUGGAUCUUCAGCCUGGACUCUGACAUCACCAACAUCUUCUGGGAGUAAUGUGAGAAAGAGAUGACAGGUGGACUGUGGUUGGGGAGGCAGUGAAAGUCAGGAUGCUAAAGAAAGAAGGAGAAAAGCUAAAUCAGGCUUAUUGGGCAAAAUUGUUGUGACGUGAAGCAAGGUGGAAGAGAAAAAAACAUGAAACCUAUUUGAGAUUAAUGAAGGAAAGUGUUUUUAGUCAGAAGACAAUCAGUAAAAGAAAGUGCAAGGCAGUUUCAGACCAUCACCUGCUAUGAAAAUGUGCUAUGUGUAGCUAAUUGUCUCUCUCGAUCCUGUGAUCACAUUUACUCUGACUGUGCUUACAUCGGCUCCCCAUUUCCCUGAUUAAGCAUACACAUGUUGGUCAGUUGGUCCAAAUCAGCCUUGGGUUCGGAGUUAAUUGUCUCUGUGACCGAAUACCUCUAACACUAAAGAACAUAGUACCUCAGUUGUACUUUUAUGUUAGCAUAGCAUGCUAAUCUACUAAUUGUUACACUCUAAGAUUCUGAAGAUUGUGUGACAGAAAUUAGCAAGUUAACAUGCUAGUGUUAUCUUGUUUGUUUGAAACAAAACCUGACAUCUGUCUUUCUGCCUUAAAGUCAGCAUAGACUUCCCGCCAUAAAUGGACGCAGGGACACACAGUGUAAAAUUUGAUGUAGAUAAUCAGUGAUUCAACCUUUUGCAUAUUGUCUUCCAAGUAGUUUGAUUUGAAACACACGGUUUAAUUGAACUUGUGUUUAGAGACCUGGAUUUGGUAGGUGGAUGUGUUUCAAUUCCUUUCUGAUUUCUUAGUAACAACCAAUGGCUGUAUAUAAAGAUAGAAGACACGUCUCCACUUCCUCCCCACUGGAAGCUUAUUAUUUUCUUAUUUUGAGGACAAAUAUCGUACAGGACCGCAGUAGGGAUGGGACGCUCAAUGCCGAUGUUUUUUAAGCUGUUAUUAUCGUACAUCAUGUAUUAUUGAUUGAUUAAAACGAGGGCAAAAUUAUCAUAUAAAUACAAUAAUUAUUGUGCAUCUGGUAACACUGUCCCCACUGUACAGAAAUUGAGCCAAACUAUCUUGGAUAUGGGCACCGCUUGAAAUUUAUUUGACUUGUGUUUGUAGGACUUCACAUAAGCGAGCUGUCAUGUCGUCCAUCUUUAUGUACGUCAUUUGUAACUACUUGCUACGUUACAACAACAGUGCUUGUAACUAGUACUGUUGUUAUAUGGUAGCAAACUGUUGAAUGGGAGAUUUGUCUUAACUAGCAAAGGCUUAGGUAAUGUGUUGUUGAGAAGCGUUAGAAAGUCAUUGUAGCGUCACCGGCUAUAUUUUAGAGAUAAUAGCAUAAUGUUGAGAUCGGUGAAAUAUGAGUCUUCUCAGUUUAUAUAUUAAUUUAACAGGGUUUUGUUAAGUGUUGAGUCAGAUUUGUCGACCUAAUCCCUUUACCUUGACUAAAUAGGUCUUCUAUCAGCAAGCAAAUGUUGUCAGGAUACUUAGUGAGCUCAGUUACCUAAGCAGAUGUUCCAACUGGCAGUUCAUAGGUGUACAUAUUUCGUUCUAAGUUUUAAUUUUGUGAUGUGUAAGGCUUCACGUAGAAAAAAUGUAUGUUAUAACAAGGCUAAAUUUGACUUUAAGAGCUAAUACAAUAGACCUCUUUAGAGGUAAAUGUAACCAGUUAUUCAAAAUGAAAGGCAAAAGCAAAGAUUAGAAAGUAAGAACAAUAAUUUGGAAUUGUUUAUUUCCUCUUAACCAAACAACAUGUUCAUGGCUUACUGAAGGUUUUAAUGUUACACAUAGCACCUUUCACAUGAAAACACAUGGUUGAAAAUUGAGUGGAUUGGAUUAGAUAGAAGGAAGACAGAAGCACUGAGUCGUCCACAGUCUCACACGUAUACACACACCAGCUUUACAGACACACUGUAAUUCCCCAGUUAUAAAAUAUGGUCUACACAGUAAAUGAGACUAAAACCUGCUUUUACCCUCUGAAGGAAGACUUUAAGCAGAAUGCAUGUCAGUGCACGUUAAGCUACACACUUUAAACAUGUUACAGUGGAGUGGAAGAUCAACCACUUACUCUGUGACUGAUUCUAAAGAUGAUACAUCAAAUCUAAAAGGGAUUCACACUUCUAAGUGUGUAUCGAGGUCAGCAGUACACUUCACCAUCACAUCUAAAAUCUUACAGCCUAGUUGACUCUGUAGUUCAAUAUCCAUCACUGUAUGAGUUGAUUGUCUCUGAUACUGAAAAGCUCUUGAGUCUUCAAUGUAUAUUGACUUGACCAGACACCCUGAGGCUUCACAGACUGAAGCCCCAUUUCAAGCCUUCACACCAGGAUCAUUGACAUGAACCUGUUUGAUUUGAGUAGUUAAGAAAUGUUGAUGAUGUUAUUUAUAUUCAUGAUUAGACACAGUAUAUGUUGUUGUGUACUUCUAGGUACAGUCAGUCUAAAGGAUGGGAACUGACUGCUACAUAUAAUGUGUAAGCUAAAUGGAAUAAUAUGGUUCUUUAUGUUAGGGCUUUGAAUAUACUCUCACUACUCCAGUCCCCACUCAGUACACUGCAACUUUUUCUGAUUUCUUUACUACUUUUCUCCCCUUGCCUCUUAACCACAGACACUGCCUCUUUGUUAGUGGAGUGGCCAGGAUGCACUGCAACCUGUAACACACAGAUUCCCAGUGAUACAGUGGGCCUGAUGCAGAGUGAGUGUGGUAAUUUUGUGUGAAUAAUUGACCUGUCUGCCAUUUUCUCCAGUGAUGUCAUUGUGACAUCUCACUCUGUUUGCCAUUAAAGGGAUUUUUUUUUCAUGCAGUUAAGAUAAUUGUUGGGUAUCAAAUGUGGCCCUGACAACGGGGCUACUUUUAGCAAAAAUAUCUGUGAUUUGUAUAAAGUGUAAAGUCACAAUAUUCUAAGUUAAGAAGUCUAAUGUUAUAAUGAAAAAGUCAUGACAUUAUAAGAAUAAAGUUGCCUGACACACUGAGCUCAGUUAGCAGGAAACUAGCAGAGCAUUAUUAAUGAAUUCCUUAUUUCUGUUCUGUUCAAUUAUUCCUUUUGUUUCAACUUCAAUCAUGUAAUAUUAUGACUUUUCUUGUAAAACUCUGACUCCAUUGAAAUAUUAUGCUUUUCUUCUAAAUUACAGCAUAACUCUCUUGGUGUGUUUUCUUCUUAAAAUUGUGUCUAUUUUCUACUACCAUCUCUUUUCACAUUCAUGACUUUGCUCCUAACAUUACAGAAUUUUGUUAAGAAAUUCCAAUUACAUAUUUUGUUCUUUUUGCAUAUAAUGGAUAAAAGCUAUAUUCAAAAUUGAGACCUUAUUCUUACAAAAGUUCAACAUUUUCUCAAUACAGUAUAUUGCAGUAUUCUGUAAAAUAAUGAAUAUUCCUUUCUUUCCUAACGGUAUGGGUCGUGUUGAUAACAUUUAACAAAAAACAUAAACCGGUUUCUUAAAAAUCGAAAAGCAUUUCCGAUUCCGACAUGUUUCACCAAAACAUCUGUUUUGAAACACUUUUUUUUGUUUAAAUUUCUUAUGAUUAAACUUUGCUUCGUUAACCACUACUAUUUUAAUUACGGAAAACCAUAAAAGACCUUUUCCGUUUACUUUUUGCUAACCACGGGUCUGCGUCUUGUUUGCUUGCUUGCGUGUUUGUUUGUUUCUGAAUUUCUUGUCUAAAAUUGUUCUCUCGCAAUAGCAUAUUAUCUGUAAAGUGCAUUUAUUGCAAUAAAUAUUUCUUUUUGAUACCAAGGCAGAAAAACAUGUUGAUCCAAUUAAUAUUUAUGUUCUACUUUCAUUAUUUAUUCGGGUUUUUUUCUGAAGGUGUAUUAUACCAUGAUAGUCCAGCUCUUAAAAAACUCCAGGGUUCCAAGUUUGAUGAUGAUGAUGAUUGAUUGUCAACUAACACACUGUCUUUGGAAGUAGCUUGAGAUGAAGGGGGAGUUUUUGAAGAAGUGUUCAGACUCCAAACUGCUGAAACUGUCAAUGAAAGGUAGUUCUUGACUGACUUGCCUGUUGAAGUAAAGGUUGGAUUGAAGAGAGAUUGAGACAGUUAUUAGAGAAACAGCUUUUAAAUAUGCUUCUCUUUUCUUUAUUUCCACCUGGUUUCCAUAGCGAGGGAGCACUUCUUUUCAUGUUCAUGUUGAAGGUUGUCCAUGUUACUGUUGAACAGUGUGUUGUCUUGGGAAAUGCUGUUAUGGGAUGAAAACAAUAAAUAACAAUUGUUCAGA
This is a messenger RNA of Limanda limanda (common dab), 7700 nucleotides long. RefSeq names its product sarcoplasmic/endoplasmic reticulum calcium ATPase 2. Gene Ontology annotation, biological process: intracellular calcium ion homeostasis; calcium ion transmembrane transport. The coding region runs from base 337 to 3522 and encodes 1061 amino acids. Gene Ontology annotation, cellular component: membrane. Gene Ontology annotation, molecular function: ATP hydrolysis activity; P-type calcium transporter activity; ATP binding. The transcript is spliced from 24 exons. The record is from RefSeq and is a predicted model, not a curated record. Lineage: Eukaryota; Metazoa; Chordata; Actinopteri; Pleuronectiformes; Pleuronectidae.